Ostrinia nubilalis (European corn borer) is the source of this 6313-nucleotide messenger RNA. RefSeq names its product H(+)/Cl(-) exchange transporter 3 (gene ClC-c). Gene Ontology annotation, molecular function: voltage-gated chloride channel activity. NCBI's taxonomy places the organism in Eukaryota, Metazoa, Arthropoda, Insecta, Lepidoptera, Crambidae. The record is from RefSeq and is a predicted model, not a curated record. The coding region runs from base 167 to 2674 and encodes 835 amino acids. The transcript has 18 exons. Gene Ontology annotation, cellular component: plasma membrane; synaptic vesicle; Golgi apparatus. Gene Ontology annotation, biological process: chloride transport; transmembrane transport.
UGUCACUUUCAAUGAAAUGAAAACUUGUUUGAUUUUCUACGUAUUUGUGUUCUUAUUUAUUGUAAUUUAUUAACCUAAUUUGUAAAAGUCAACGAAAACACGUGAAUAUUUAUUUGCACCCUCGUUUGCCAACCAAAAAUGUUCGAGUAUUGCUAGUGAAGAGGCCAUGGAACGGUUCCCCUUAAAGUCCUCCGCACCGAAAAUGAGCACAACGUACCAGUCGGUGUACAAAAAGGGUGGUGGGGGUGCGUCAAAUGGGCGCAACAUACACUCUGAAGAUGACAUGGUAGAUAUAACCCCUGGGCUGCAGCAGGCCGCCGAGACAACCCCGACCAACCACGGCACUUUUCAGCUAUACGAGCACGGGGGCAGAAAUUCUGCUGCCAGCGCUAACUCGUACAUCGCUCAGUACUUCAGUUCUACUGGGGACGCAGUUAUAUUUUCCGGAAUGCAAGGAGACGAUGACAUUCCCGGAAUCGGACAGUAUGAUGACUUUCACACAAUUGAUUGGCAGCGAGAUAUUGCUAGAGAUCGGAUGAGGCAUCGAUAUAUUGUUAAAAAGAGGCAGGAUUCACUAUGGGAUUUAAUAAAAGGCGCACACGACGCGUGGUCCGGAUGGGUGUGCGUGCUGCUCGUGGGUGUCUGCACAGGCGUGGUGGCCGGCGUCAUCGACAUCGGCGCCUCCUGGAUGACGGACCUCAAGUUCGGGAUCUGCCCUCAAGCGUUCUGGUUCAACCGGGAGCAGUGCUGCUGGUCUAGCAACGAGACGACGUUCGACCACGGGAACUGCUCGCAGUGGAUGACCUGGGCGCAAGUGUUCGGGGAGUCGCGCGACGGCGCGGGCGCGUAUAUCAUCAGCUACCUGUUCUACAUAGUGUGGGCGCUGAUCUUCGCGGCGCUUUCGGCGUCGCUCGUGCGAAUGUUCGCGCCCUACGCGUGCGGAUCGGGUAUCCCUGAGAUCAAGACCAUCCUGAGCGGGUUCAUCAUCCGCGGGUACCUGGGCAAGUGGACGCUGAUCAUCAAGGUCGUCGGGCUCAUCCUGUCCGUGUCCUCCGGCCUCUCCCUGGGCAAGGAGGGGCCUAUGGUCCAUAUUGCUAGCUGUCUAGGGAAUAUCUUGUCGUACCUGUUUCCGAAAUACGGCCGCAACGAAGCCAAGAAGCGUGAGAUCUUGUCGGCAGCCGCCGCGGCCGGAGUCUCAGUCGCCUUCGGAGCGCCCAUCGGAGGAGUCCUCUUCAGCUUAGAGGAGGUAUCGUACUACUUCCCUUUGAAGACACUAUGGCGUUCGUUUUUCUGCGCUCUGAUAGCCGCGUUCAUCCUGCGGUCAAUCAACCCGUUUGGCAACGAACACUCCGUCCUGUUCUUCGUGGAGUACAACAAACCGUGGAUAUUCUUCGAACUUAUUCCGUUUGUGGGGUUGGGGAUAAUAGGGGGGUGUAUAGCCACCAUAUUUAUAAAAGCGAACAUAUGGUGGUGUCGGUACCGCAAGUACUCGAAGCUUGGUCAGUACCCGGUCACGGAGGUUCUGGUGGUGACCCUGGUCACAGCGGUGGUGGCCUAUCCCAACCCGUAUACACGCAUGAACACCAGCCAGCUGAUCUAUCUGCUUUUCAACCAGUGCGGGAUAUCCAAUUCGGAUCCUCUAUGUGACUACGAUCGGAACUUCACGGACGUGAGUUCAGCAAUAACUCGAGCUCCAGCCAAGCCCGGGGUGUACAACGCGAUAGGACUGCUGUUUCUGGCGCUGGUGCUCAAACUCGUGAUGACAGUGUUCACCUUCGGCAUCAAAGUACCGUGCGGCCUGUUCAUCCCGAGCCUGGCCCUCGGGGCCAUAGCGGGCAGGAUAGUGGGAAUAGGCGUGGAACAGCUAGCGUUCCACCACUCGAAGAUUUGGAUCUUUUCUGGGGAAUGCUCAACGGGAGACGACUGCAUAACGCCCGGCCUGUAUGCCAUGGUUGGAGCCGCGGCCGUGCUCGGCGGCGUGACUCGCAUGACGGUGUCCCUAGUGGUGAUAAUGUUCGAGCUGACGGGCGGAGUGCGGUACAUAGUCCCGCUGAUGGCUGCCGCGAUGGCGUCCAAAUGGGUGGGCGACGCGCUGGGCCGCCAGGGCAUAUACGAUGCCCACAUUGCUCUCAAUGGAUAUCCUUUCCUGGACAGCAAAGAUGAGUUUCAGCAUACGUCCCUCGCGGCGGACGUAAUGCAGCCCAAACGCAACGACACCCUGGCGGUAAUCACGCAAGACUCGAUGACGGUGGACGACGUAGAGACGCUCCUCAAGGAGACGGAGCACAACGGGUACCCCGUAGUGGUGUCCAAGGAGUCUCAGUACCUGGUGGGAUUCGUGCUCCGCCGCGACCUCAAUUUGGCCAUAGCGAACGCCCGGCGUACCAUCGAGGGCAUCAGUGGUCAGAGCGCGGUGGUGUUCGCGGGCAGCGGGCCCGCGCCGGCCGGCCCGCCGCCGCCGCUGGCCCUACACCGCAUCCUCGACAUGGCGCCCAUCACCGUCACCGACCAGACGCCCAUGGAGACCGUCGUCGACAUGUUCCGCAAGCUGGGCCUGCGCCAGACGCUCGUCACGCACAAUGGACGCCUGCUUGGGGUCAUCACGAAGAAGGACGUGCUACGUCACGUCAAGCAGAUGGACAACGAGGACCCCAACUCGGUCCUGUUCAACUAGCGGCCGCCGCGCGCGCGCGCCACCCCCGCCCCUACCCUCACCCCCGCUGAACUCGUCUCCUGCUACUUCUAAACCUCGCCCCACCCCGCACCAGCUCACACCACCUCACCCCCUCAACACUAGAGAUGGGUUAUACUAGGUAAAUUUGAUACUAGGUGCACCUAUUCCAAGUAUUUAUUAAUACUUGAUCCAAAUACCUAUUCCACCUAGUACGUAGUAAUUUACCAUACUUGACGCGACUAGUGCGGACUAAUCCACGUAUUAUGACUUUAAAAUACAAUUUUCUUUGAAAAGAUACAACCGUAGUAUUAAUAAUGCAAUUUGAAAUUGAAUAAUAAUGUUUUUGCUGGCUGUUGAUUUAUUGAUAUCCUCCCUUCAUACUUCAACAGGCUAUUCCUAUGUCACACCUGCCUGCGCUCAAAUUUGUUUGUCAGACAGAGACGGAGUGAAUCUCUACGUUCGCACAUAAGCUUAGCGAGAAAUACGCGGUGCGCGUAAUACACGACUACGGAUUAUGCAAUAAUAACCUCUAUUACUUUGAUGGUAGGGUCGGAAAUCGUGUAAAUUAAAAAAUACUAGGUGGAUCAAGUAUUUUAAAAAUUGGAAUAGGUGCCACUUAGUACUGUAAAAUACCUAGUGUGUGGAUCUGUUCUAGUAAAUACGUCUCAUCUCUACUCAACACCCCACUAUCCUUCCCGCGACAGCACAGUGGCGUCAGUGCGAAUACAUCGGAACUCAUGUGGUUAACAGUUUCAAUUUUAAAAUAGCAGUUAUAAUAACACGUAUUACUGAAUAACGUAGUCUAUAUGUUACUUGGUGUGUCAUCUCUGUACGAUCCCUGCGAUGCGUCGCCGACGAUAUUUAGAAUAAGACGAUCGACUCAUGACGGUCUUGUAAAUACAAGUCACUCGCUUGAGGAACGCUAAAUCUAAGAGCAGUCGUGUUUAUUGAUGUUAUUGUAUUUAAUAUAAUGUGUACAUGUUGUAUCGAGAUUAUUUAUCGCGUCCAUCGCGUUUUAAUUAGGAUUAUUAUAAAAUGCAACGUUCGCCCGACGUCUCACGCAAGAAUGAUUACCCUGAUAUGCAGCUCGUAACUAAUAAUAUUGUACAAAGUGCUUUGUUAUUUAUCAGCUAUUUUAUAGUGUAGGCGAACUUGCUACUAUUUAUUUUAGAUCAAUUUACUAUCCGACUACAUCAGGACAUAGUAUAGUGAAAUAUUUCCUGUGUAGCACGAACUAUCCUACUUAAGUGAGCUAUAGUAUUAUAGCGUAUAAUAGCCGAUGCAGCGAGUGAGCUCGCGUGGACUCCACGCGCCACUAGAAUAAUAGAUUAUUAGGAUUUUAGCAUUUGGAAUGUGAGGCAAUGUUAUUAUAAUAAAUAUUGCUAUUUAAAACUGAAUGUAUAUCUUGUAUGUGUAAAUGCAUAAUAUUUUACCCCCAUCACUUUAUUUUUUACACACUGUAGAUUUUAUUAUACUUUUUAAUGGAAUUUGAACAAAGUUUGUAGCUGAUACGUAAUUCAGAAUCACAAGAGAUCGGAAUUAUUACUAUCGAAAAUUAGGACUGCAUUUUAUUGAGAAUUUUAUCAUAAAAUGAAAGAUCACCAUAAUUUAGUAAAUAUGUAUCAAUACUGUACUAAAGAUUUAUAUGUUAUAUCUCAUUUUUAAUAGGUUUUAGUGAAUUUUAUUUUUAUAAUUACUUUUCUUUUAACUACAUAACACUAUAUUAUACAAUUUUAUUAAAAGUAUGUGUACGAAUAAUUUUAAUUCUUGGACAUGAUCUUAGUCUGCUGCUUGUCAAAUAUAAUAAUUUCAUGCGAAUUAGAGCAAAUAGCAAUUACAGAAACAUUGAAUAUAAGUUUUCGAAGCUUCCGUCAUUUCUACCUCGGAAGGCAGCGUUUAAUAAAUAGUGUAGCGUCGAUAAGUGUAGACCAGAUGAUAGUGUAUAGGUGUUGACACAUUCGCGAACCAAAAAUGUUUUGUGUUAAAUAAAUCUCUAUGUUCAAAGUAGAUAACAAUGCCGCGGACAGCAUCAUAGUUCAGCAUCGACCUGUGUUCAGAGUCCCACCUUCUGAUACAAUCGAACAUCCGUUGCGAAGUCAUCUUCAGUAGUGUGCUGUAGUACGUAAUCAUGGUUAGCUAGCGUCAGGAGCUGUAGUUUGGUAGCCAAGUCGCGUUGCUUACGCGCACCGAAUACUGUAAUGGGUUAGUACUAGUAGAAGUCGUAUAUACUAGGAAGGCAUAGUGUAAACUUGAAAGUCAUAAUUGGUAAAGUGCAAUGUAAUCUUAUAAGUGAGGUUUAAUAUAAGAAUCUGUCAUCUACCGCGUGUCUUUCAUGAAAGUAGUGUUGUAAAGUUUUCGUAAAUCUAGAUGUGACGUGUAUAUAUUGUAAAUAAUGUGGUAAUAACACAAAACGUGGUAUUGUAGGGUCGGGCGGGGAUAAGGUUCGUUCGGCAGCAUCUUCGCCGUCAUGAUGUGCAAGUAUUGUCAGAGUUAGAUAUAAAUAUUGCGUAUUCUUUUGAAUCAUGACCUUUUAUUUAUUGUUGUCUUAUACAUCGUUCUAAUAAUUAUAGUUUCACGAUUUUAAUGAUUCCUAUUAUUAUACACACUAUGUAUUUUUAUUAUGAUUUUAAUAUCCUGUCAUGCAAGUAAGUUGAAUUAGUUGUUGAAGUUAAAUUUUAGAGAGAGGUUACGGUUUACGCCACUACUUGUGUUAUUACUAUUGUUUUUAAUAUUGGAUGUUUAUAUUUAUGAGAUUUAAAGGUCUACUGUGUAUUGAGGCUCUAAUCCAUAUAAAUGUAUUUGUUUAUUGGUUAACACAAUCAUAGUCAUAAGUGUCAUGAAAUUGUAAUUCUUAUUUGCCUUCACUUUACGAUCAUAUCGUUUGUAGCAAUACAUCAAUCAAUGUGUAUGAUAAAUUAUUUGCAAUCGCUCGGGCGUUGCUGACGACCACCAUAGUUUACAAAUGUUUAUAUUGUUCUUGAUGUUCUACAGUAUACCUGUCACUGUAUUUUAUAUAAACGGACUGAUAUUUAUCGAUAUUAAGUGUUUGUAAAUAUUACACUAGGUGUACCUGCUCUACUGUGACUUUUUGUAAAUUGUACUUUUGUUCUGGGCAGCGCUUGUCUAUUUCAAUAGUAAAGGCAAUAGUAUGCCUGCAUAACACACCACAGGCCGACCGAAAGUCAGUUUUUUUACUUCUGAAACCUAAAUUUGACAAAAAUUGGUCAGAUCUAUUCUGUUCGUUUUGUGUUUUACUCGCUAUCGAGUGUUUUGUCGGUCCUUCUGGAGCAGAGGCGUGGUAUAGGUAGGAAGUCAGUCUGUGUAGGUUUCUCGAUGUCGAUCCGCGGCUUGACAGCUCUAGGUUCAAUUGGAUGUUAACUACUUACAACUAGCCGGUUAGUCUCCUAUCCUGUACAAUGUGAUCACUCCUUGAGUGUAAGUACGUACAUUUUAUUGGAUAUCGUCGUUGUAUACAUGUUUUACUAUCUUAAUGUAUAAAUAAAAUGAAGUUACACUUAUAGGAAGCAUGUAAUGGUUUAUGUUUACGCUGUAUAAUUUAUUUAUAUUUAAAAUGUUUUAUUUCUAGAUGUUUUGAGUUUAGAAUAAUUUAUUGAAUAAAUAAGAUUUGCAGACAUUUAA